CCAUCCCCACAACAACAGUACAGCCUGUGCUAUGAGAGGAUUCUAAAUUUGCCAAGCAGCUCAGGCAUCCCAUUCUCCGUGUUGGUACCUCCCUCUAGGAGACAGACUGACAGACAAGCUGGGCUGAGAGAAGCGACUGGAGAAGUACUGGAACUCAGACUGGAGUGGACACUCUGACAUCAGGUUACAGUAGAACACUCUGAACAAGCCGGGGCAGAGUUGGUAAAGGGUGCCAUGAGUGAAGAGAAAACAAUCACCUGGAUGUAGAAGUGGGAUGGAUUGCUUUGUUAAUGGAACCAUUCAUUCAUUCAUUCCAGUCCACAUCACUUUGCAGUCAAGUUGCUUUCCAUCACGAGAAAAGAGUCACAACGCCUGUAGAGGUUGGCCAGAGAGCAGAAACUGACUGGCACUCAGUCUACCAACAGACAUAUAAUGUGCUAAAAAACAACGCUCACAACUGAAGCCUGACAAUGACGGACAAACUAAAUGGAAAUGGGCCCAAAGCCCCAGAGAAUAGGGUGAAGGGGAAGCCUCCUCCGUACUCUGUGGAAACACCCUAUGGCUUCAGCCUGGACCUGGACUUCCUCAAGUACGUUGACGACAUCGAGAAGGGCCACACCAUAAAGAGGGUCCCCAUCCAGCGCCGGAGCAAGGGGCAGAGGCCCAGCACUCUCCCCAGGAACCUCAAUCUCUCUGGGCAUGGCUACCAGCCUAGCGCCUGGGGCUCCACUGGAGCUCUGGCCUCCAGGUCUCGCCUCCCCAACCCCCACCAAGGCUAUGGCUCUUGGGCUUAUGACGGCAGAUCGCUAGCCUCCCCUGGAGGAUACAAGUCUGUGGCAGAGAUGGAAGCCAGUAUCAGGGCCUUUGAUGAGCAGCCCUUGGGGGAGCACAUCAGGCCCAAUCUCCUGCGGGCCUCCAGCCUGCCUCUCACCGUCCUGCUAAGGAAAGGUUCAGAGUCAACUGAGGACCCGGCCAGUCUCCGAAGCUCCAGAGACCAUCUCAGAGGAAGGGACACUUCCACGGAAGACAUCUUCUACUCCCUGGACCGUUCGUCCAACUGUCAGUCCAACCAGGAUUUUUCUGGAACCAUGCGCCGACUCAAUGAAGCCCUGGAGCACAUGGGCAAGCUGGAGGAGGAGGUCCGGGUCAUCCCAGAGCUCAAGGCACAGAUCUACAUCCUGCAGGAGGAGAGGGAGAUGCUCCGUCUUGGACUGAACCUCAAACCCGCAUCCCAAACUUUCUCCAACAGGGCCAAAGAUCACUCUUACGUGACCUCUGACCUCAAAAGACCCAGGAAAGAUAGUAAUCUCUUCCUCGCCAACAAUGAUGUCACCGAUGACGACUCUAACCAGACACACGAAUGGAGGACAAGCACAGACCUGGAUGAGCUUCUCACAGUGACGUCUCUGCAGGCCAAAGUAGCCAUGCUGGAGCAGAGGCUUCACGAGAGCAGCCUGGACCUCCAGAAGGCCACCGUGCUACUGAGAGAACAGCAGGAGGAGGGCCGGAGGAACGAUGAGAGGAUGUGCCAGCUGAUCAGGAACACUGGGGACUGGGGGAGAGCAGAAAGAGUCCCUGUGGAGCAAGAUGAAAAACAGACUGAGAAUUCUUCUCGGUGGGUCUUAGCAGGUGUACAUGGUACAUCCAUUAGAGAAAGCUUGAAUGUAGAAGCUUUGUCGACAAAUACAGUGACCAUUAGAACAAAUAGACAAAACCCAGGCACUCAGAUUGAGGACCUAGAAGAUGAUCAAGUUUGGGUUUCAGCUAGCUCUUUCAUGAUGGAUGCCCAAGCGAACAGUCUUGGAGCUGGUCAACACAGUUCAAAAACGGUGGUCCAUUGCUCCGUCAGAGAACCAGGCCUAGCAGUACCCAUGGAGCACAUGCCCCAGGAGGAAGCCCCCCCAGGGAGCAUGGAUCAAGCUGUGGCAGCCCUCCACGUAAAGAGGAUCCAGUGUCUCCUGGAACAGCAGUGGGAGUGUCUGUGUGGGGGGACAGCACCAGAAGGGGGCAAGGCCCUGGAGCACCCAGACCCCAAGGUCAAUUCACUGCAGGAGGAGAUGAUGAGUCUGGUUCAUACUCUUUCCGCCUACUACAUCCAUGGAUCCAGUGACAGAGAGGUUUCUCAAGGAGUCCCAAAAUCCAUCAUGAAGAGAAAUGGGAGUGCUCGGAUGUCAAAGAACCUCCACUUUGCUGGUGUGAACGGAGGCUUUGAAACAACACCAAAUGAGGACUUGGAUCGUAAGAGCCAUGCAAAGGAGGACAUGUCAGCCCUACAGCAACAACCAGAAGGACAACCUUACCCUGGGGAGAUGGCAGAGAAACUUGCAGACCAUGGGGGUUCCAACCAUGGAGACCAGAAAGAGGGAGACCCAAGCCCAGGUCAAGAGAUGAUGGAAGGAACCGAUCCGAUGGACCAGACUACUCAAACUGCAGAACCAGAAAAACAGACAGAUAGUGGUGGGGAUGUGGAAGCUGCAGAACCAGAGGAACAGAACAAGACAGACACAACACCAGAGGAACCCAUGGAAGCAGAACCAGAUCCAAACACAGAUCCCAAACAAGACAGGGAGGCUGUAGAAGGGGAGUUCAUAGCAGCAUGUCAUUUCGUCAGCGAUCACAUGGAUAACAUGGAUAACCCCAAUGAUGAAAUGAGGCGUGGCCUGGUGGUGCUGUUCCAGCAUUGGUUCCGGGUGGCGGCUGAGGAGGACUCUCUGGCCAAUACGGUGUCUGUGCACCUCAGAGAGGUGAGGACGGCCACGCCGUCGCUCCUCCCCUUCUUAGUUAACAUGGCAGACGACAACGGCAACACAGUGCUGCACUACAGCGUGUCUCACACCAACUACCCCAUUGUCAGCCUGCUACUGGACACAGGUGUUUGUGAGGUGGACCUUCAGAACAAGGCGGGGUACACAGCGGUGAUGCUGGCCUCCCUGACGGCCCCGGACAGCUCUGGGGACUUGGAGGUGGUCGGCAGGCUCAUGGAGCUGGGGGACGUCAAUGCUCAAGCCAGCCAGGGGGGUCAAACAGCUCUGAUGCUAGCAGUGAGACAUGGCCGGGGCCUGAUGGUGCGUCUGCUGCUGCGCUGCGGGGCCGACACCAACAUCCAGGACUGCCAGGGGGCCACGGCCCUCGUGUGCGCCUGUGAGAGGGGCCACACACACAUCGCCCGGCUGCUGUUGCAAGCAGCCGAAUGUGACACCAGCGUCACUGACAGGCGUGGUCGCACGGCCCUGUCUGUAGCACAGCAGGGGUCCCACGUUGACAUCACAGCCCUUCUUCAGGCCCACCAAACACACGCUGAGACGUCUGUCUGAGACUCCUUGCCCUGUCCCCGUGGAUGGACUCAAAGACACAGAUGUUGCAGUGCAAGGAAUGUCCAAGUCCAAAUGGAACCCUGUUCCGUGCUGUCAAUAGAGCCCUUCCUACUGUAUAUAGAGCCAUUCUUUAUACCACAACUUAGGUCAAUUAUCUCCUUGUUUCUCUGUCUCCUUCCGUCUCUCUGUCUCUGGUCUCCUUUUUCUUCUCCUUCUGUCUCCUUUCUCCUUCGGUCUUCUUUCUCUUCUCCUUCUCUCUCUUUCUCUCUCUCUUCUUCUUUUGUCUCCUCUCUUCUCCUUCUGUCUCUCUCUCUUCUCCGUCUGUCUCUUUCUCUUCUCCUUCUGUCUCUUUCUCUUCUUCUUUGUGUUGGUCACUUAUUGGCUCAGUAUUGACUGAGCUCAGCUGGUCGCGUUAGUUGCUGACUACUAGGCUCUGAACAAAAGUAGUGCACUAUACAAAAGUAGUGCACUAUACAGUAGAGAAUAGGGUUCUAUUUCCUCACUCCCUCUUGGGCCUCUAAGGAUCAGGUUGUGAGGUCAAUGACAUUGGACUGAGCUCUCCACUUCCUGUUCCUGGACAGGGAAAAAAAAACAUCUUUAAAGACUGUGUGUGUGUGUGUGUGUGUGUGUGUGUGUGUGUGUGUGUGUGUGUGUGUGUGUGUGUGUGUGUGUGUGUGUGUGUGUGUGUGUGUGUGUGUGUGUGUGUGUGUGUUUUACAAGUAGACCGUCAUUGUAAAUAAGAAUUUGUUCUUAACUGACUUGCCUAGUUAAAUAACGGUAAAAUAAAAAAAUGAAUCAAAUAAUAAUUUGGGGGAAGAUGUUCUAUCAGUGUGUUAAAUGCUUUCUUUUUUUGUCUUCACAUAUUAAUGUGUGACUUUAAUUCUGAUCUGUUAUUCUGACUCUGCUUAUACUAGCUGUACUAUGUGCAGCAGGAAGGAGAGCUGUGUCAUCAGACUGAUUGAAAUAUCAAAGAAAGACAAUGGUCUUCAGGUCUGCACCACUACCCUCGGGGCAUUUCAGCCAGAGACAUUUAUCACAGUAAAUAUACAGAACAUUUACAUUGAACUGUUUCCUACUAUCAGCAAUAUGUUGCAUGUUAAUCUCAAUAAUGUAUGAAGUAAAAUAUUGAGGUAUACUGUUACAAAUGGAUUUCAUUAUGAUCAAUAUCCAUUGUAGACAAACCCGACUGUUGAUUUAACUACUUAUUUCCAUGCAUUAUUCUUAAAACAAAGCAAGACUGUUUUAAUCAAAUGUUUUCCAAUUAUUUUGUAUUGGAUGUGGGGAAAACACAUUACAACUCAUUGAACUCUGUGAUAACAGAAAUGGACAGCAGAUGGCGCUACCUUUCCAUACUGUUAUGAAUGCAUGUUGUGAAUGCAGUACUGACUGAAUGUCUUGAAAUUUUAUUCAGAGACGUACAUACAUUUGAAGUCAGAAGUUCCCAUACACCUUAGCCAAAUACAUUUAAACUCAGUUUUUCACAACUCCUGACAUUUAACCCUAGUAACAAUUCUC
Messenger RNA from Oncorhynchus kisutch (coho salmon), 4829 nucleotides. RefSeq names its product KN motif and ankyrin repeat domain-containing protein 4-like. Lineage: Eukaryota; Metazoa; Chordata; Actinopteri; Salmoniformes; Salmonidae. Bases 471 to 3314 code for a protein of 947 amino acids. Gene Ontology annotation, biological process: negative regulation of actin filament polymerization. Gene Ontology annotation, molecular function: protein binding. The record is from RefSeq and is a predicted model, not a curated record. Gene Ontology annotation, cellular component: cytoskeleton; cytoplasm. The transcript has 11 exons.